AUGGCGUAUGUAGAUGGUAAUGAGGCUGGAAGAGAUCACUUGUGGUUUCUUGACUCUGGGUGUAGUAAUCAUAUGUGUGGGAAAAGAGAGUUAUUCUCACAAUUUGAAAACAAUUUCAGAGAGAAAGUGAAGCUAGGCAAUGAUAUGAGUCUCACUGUGCAAGGGACGGGCAACAUUCGAAUGGAGAUAAAUGGGAUUGUGCAGGUGAUUACUGAAGUUUUCUUUGCGCCAGAGUUGAAGAACAAUUUACUAAGCAUUGAUCAAUUGCAAGAGAAAGGUCUUGCAGUGCUCAUGCAACAUAGAAAGUGCAAGAUUUAUCAUCCUGAAAAAAGUCAUAAGGAAAAUAUUUUGGCUGAUUUGGAAUGGGAGGAAGAUGAAGAUGCAGGGACAAAUGAAAGCCUUGGGGAGGAAACUGAUGCAAACAUCACUCUUGAACAUGAACUUGAAAAUAUAGGAUACGUUCCAAGUGACUUACUCGAAAAGGGAGAGUCUUCAAGUGAUGGCAGUCCUUUUCAUGGAGGAUGA
This is a messenger RNA of Camellia sinensis, 525 nucleotides long. The record is from RefSeq and is a predicted model, not a curated record. NCBI's taxonomy places the organism in Eukaryota, Viridiplantae, Streptophyta, Magnoliopsida, Ericales, Theaceae.